This is a messenger RNA of Jatropha curcas, 2540 nucleotides long. RefSeq names its product AT-hook motif nuclear-localized protein 11. The record is from RefSeq and is a predicted model, not a curated record. NCBI's taxonomy places the organism in Eukaryota, Viridiplantae, Streptophyta, Magnoliopsida, Malpighiales, Euphorbiaceae. Gene Ontology annotation, molecular function: minor groove of adenine-thymine-rich DNA binding.
AAAGAGAGGAAGAGAGAGAAAUGUGUACUCUAGAAAUAUGCAUCGCGAUAAGGACUUGUGUCAAAGAGCUUUUUUGUAGUAAGUAAUUACUUCGCUUCAUUACCCUUCUGGCCCCCUCCCUCUCUCUCCUUCUCUACCAUUCUCAAUUUCUGCCUUGAUUCUGAACAAAACUGUUCGACUUUUACUUCCUCUCUCCAAGCUCAUUUCAAUCCUCUUCCUUCUUCUGGCUUUUGAGAGAGAGAGAGAGAGAGAGAGAGAGAGAGUUGAAAAGCGUUCGACUUUUAACCCACCCUUCAUUACUCUUGAGUUAUUACUCGCUUUUAGACUUGUUAUUUCUUCGAAAGAGAGAGAAGGAGGGUUGCCUUUCAACUUCAAACUCGUGCGGUGUGCUUUCAGAACUGGGUUUUAGUUCUUUGGUGGCAUUGACUCCAAAUUUUGGUUUGAAUUUGUGUUGGUCUUCGAGGCUUGCUGUUGGCUUAUAAGAUGCUUGGUGUUUAAGGUUUAUGAGUGAUGGGUUGGUGAGAUUGUGGACCUGUUUCAGUUGUUUAUCUUCGAUAUCAAGUCUUUCUUCUUGUUUCUUGUGAUUUUGGUUUGGUAAGCUGUAAAAAUAGCUUGCAUUUUUGUCUUUUCCUUUAACUUCCUAGCUCUUUAGAUUUCUCCUCUUUUAUUUCUAUUGCUUCCUUACGAUUCCUGAAUUUUUCUUUGAUUCUGUUGCAUCUGUUUAUCUUUCUAAUUUGUAUACUUCUUUUCAAAUCUAAUUAGUUUUAGUAUUUUACUGACAGUUUAGCUUUAACUUUGAAGUUUCUUCGAAUCUAGGAGUUGUUUCCUCUUUUUUUAUUUUUUAUUUUUUUUUAUUUUCAUAUCUCUAGACUUCAAAAUCCUCUCGCGCUACUUUGACUGUGAUCUUGAGGGUCCUCUUGUGCCCCAUUCUUGAACAAUGUGUCUUUUUGAGCUUUGCUUGGCUUCUUGAAGCACAUUUUUCAUCUUUAGAAUGUGAAACUUAUAUGUGUUUUUCACGCCUUUCAUAUUCGUUCAAGAUUUUGAUUCAUAUAUCCUUAGAAAAGAAUCCUUCUUUAUUGUGAAAAGAGGGUCUAAGAGUAACAUUGUUUUAAAUUCGUGCAUUUUGGUGGAGUUCGACACUGAACCGAACUGUAAAGAAGAUAGGAAAAUCUAAAUAUUGCAAUUUGUUGAAAAUCGGGUCCAAAUUUGCUUAAGAGACACUGUUGAGUAUAGUAAAUGCAUGGAUCGAAGGGAUGCUAUGGCGAUAUCUGGCUCUGCGUCAUUCUACAUGCAAAGAGGGAUGCCUGGUUCUGGAACACAGUCUGGUUUAAGUGUAUCGUCAGGCAUCAAUCCUUUAACUAAUACAAAUGUAUCAUUUCAAUCUAAUGUUGGAGCCAAUACAAUUGGAUCUACAUUACCAAUAGAAACUUCAACAGCCAUCCCAACUCAUGGUGUUAAUAUGGGUGCACCAUCUGGGAUGCCACCGCCUGGUGAGCAUGUGAAAAGGAAAAGGGGAAGGCCAAGAAAAUAUGGACCGGAUGGGACUGUAUCACUGGCAUUAUCUCCCUCAUUGUCUACUCAUCCUGGUACAAUAAUCCCAACCCAGAAACGGGGUCGAGGGCGGCCACCUGGGACUGGGAGGAAACAACAAUUAGCUUCGCUUGGUGAAUGGCUGUCUGGUUCAGCUGGGAUGGGUUUUACUCCACAUAUCAUCACUAUUGCAGUAGGAGAAGACAUUGCAACGAAAAUAAUGUCAUUCUCACAGCAAGGGCCAAGAGCUAUAUGCAUCUUGUCAGCAAAUGGUGCUGUCUCUACUGUGACUCUUCGUCAGCCAUCAACUUCUGGAGGCACCGUUACUUAUGAGGGGCGCUUUGAGAUAUUGUGCUUAUCGGGGUCUUACUUGGUCACUAGCAAUGGUGGCUCCCGUAAUCGAACUGGUGGUUUGAGUGUCUCUCUUGCUAGUCCUGAUGGUCGUGUUAUUGGCGGAGGCGUAGGAGGGGUGCUCAUUGCAGCAAGCCCUGUUCAGGUGAUAGUAGGAAGUUUCAUAUGGGGUGGUUCAAAGACAAAGAAUAAGAAAGGAGAAGGUCCAGAUGGUGCCAGAGACCUGGAUCAUCAGACGGUUGAGAAUCCAAUAACUCCAACUAGUGUUCAACCCAGCCAGAACCUUCCUCCAACAUCUUCAGUGGGUUUAUGGCCUGGUUCACAGUCUAUGGAUAUGCGCAACACGCAUGUAGACAUUGACUUGAUGCGCGGAUGAUAAAUUUUCUAUUAAUUGUUUCAAGGGCAAUGUAUAUAUAUUCCACUGUAUCAGCACCACUUUGAAUCUCAUCUUCUGAAGUCCAGUGAUGAAGAUCGAAGUCAGCUGAUUAUGAGCGGAAGGCAUUUAACCUUUAACAGACCAUGGAUUGUACUCAUUUUGCAGCUUAAUGACAACUAGUUAGAUAUUUCAAUUCUCGUGAAUUUAACUCGAUGAUCAGUUCUUGAGAGAAAGAUAUUCAAUGUUGAUUUGAAAUUAUUAGUAGGCAGUAUUAUUGUUUACA